UCCGCGGCCGGCCGCCCCCCGGCCCCCGGGAGGGCGCGGCGGGCGGGCGCGAUGGCCCCGCGGCUGCCCGCGCUGCUGCUCGUGGCGGCGGCGCUGAGCCGGCCCGCCGCGCCCUGCCCGUUCCAGUGCUACUGCUUCGGCAGCCCGCGGCUGCUGCUGCGCUGCGCGCCGGGCGCCGAGCUCCGGCAGCCGCCGCGGGACGUGCCGCCCGACGCGCGCAACCUCACCAUCGUGGGCGCCAACCUGACGGUGCUGCGCGCGGCCGCCUUCGCCGGCGGCGCGGCCGACGGGGACCCCGAGCCCGCGGCGCCCGGCGUGCGCCUGCCGCUGCUCACGGCGCUGCGCCUCACGCACAACAACAUCGAGGUGGUGGAGGACGGCGCCUUCGACGGGCUGCCCAGCCUGGCGGCGCUCGACCUGAGCCACAACCCGCUGCGCGCGCUGGGCGCCGGCGCCUUCCGCGGGCUGCCCGCGCUGCGCUCGCUGCAGCUCACGCACGCGCUGGCGCGCGCCGGCCCCGCGCUGCUGGCCGCGCUGGACGCCGCGCUGGCGCCGCUGCACGAGCUGCGCCGCCUGGGGCUGGCCGAGAACGCGCUGGGCCGCCUGCCGCCCGCGCGCCUCGAGCAGCUGGACGCGCGGCGCAACGCGCUGGCCGGCCUGGGCCCCGACGAGCUGCGCGCGCUCGAGCGCCCCGGCGGCCGGCCCGCGCCGCGCCUGCUGCUGGCCGGCAACCCGCUGCGCUGCGACUGCGCCGCGCGCCCCCUGCUGGCCUGGCUGCGCAACGCCACCGAGCGCGUGGCCGACUGGCGGCGGCUGCGCUGCGCCGCGCCGCGCGCGCUGCUCGACCGGCCCCUGGCCGAGCUGGACGACGCGAGCCUGAGCUGCGGCGCCGAGGACGCCGAGCCGGCCGGCCCGGAGCUCGAGGCCUCGUACGUCUUCUUCGGGCUGGUGCUGGCCCUCAUCGGCCUCAUCUUCCUCAUGGUGCUCUACCUGAACCGCCGCGGCAUCCAGCGCUGGAUGCGCAACCUGCGGGAGGCCUGCCGGGACCAGAUGGAGGGGUACCACUACCGCUACGAGCAGGACGCCGACCCGCGCCGCGCGCCCGCGCCCGCCGCGCCCGCCGGCUCCCGCGCCACCUCCCCGGGCUCGGGCCUCUGAGCG
This is a messenger RNA of Sorex fumeus (smoky shrew), 1161 nucleotides long. It is a transcript of the gene TPBGL, whose product is annotated as trophoblast glycoprotein like. Gene Ontology annotation, biological process: negative regulation of canonical Wnt signaling pathway. Gene Ontology annotation, cellular component: plasma membrane. Gene Ontology annotation, molecular function: protein binding. The record is from RefSeq and is a predicted model, not a curated record. Lineage: Eukaryota; Metazoa; Chordata; Mammalia; Eulipotyphla; Soricidae.